Messenger RNA from Vairimorpha ceranae, 198 nucleotides. RefSeq lists its product as hypothetical. The record is from RefSeq and is a predicted model, not a curated record. Lineage: Eukaryota; Fungi; Microsporidia; Nosematidae. The transcript has a single exon. The coding region runs from base 1 to 198 and encodes 65 amino acids.
AUGUUUUCUUUUACAUGCAUCUCUGUUACCUAUUUUAUCUUGUUCGCCAUUUAUUAUGGAUUUUUUAAGGAUUUGAUUCAAAAACGGGAGCCCAAGGAAAUUGAUCAACAAAAAAAAUUCUUUUUUUUUGUUUUAAAUAUAACAGAAUCCAGAAAUUAUUUAUUAAUAACAGCAAAGUUUAAAACGUCAUAUAGAUAG